CUUCUGUCGGGGAGGUAGAGACGGUGCUACGGAUGCCUCUGCUGUUAUGGCUUGAUGCAGAGCCUGUCGGUAUUUGUUGCAUUGUCGCAAGAACAUAUAAGCGAAACAACAGUCAUCUUGUGGAGUUUGCCACAACGAAAAAUUUUUGUGAUACGCGAGACAAAAGUGAAGAACAGGAUUGUCAUCUGUGACAACAGUGAAAUUUGACUUCAGCAAGAGAUGUAAACUGUUUGUAAAAAAAAAAGCUCUGAUGAAACCUGAAUAGAACUGAAGAUUUCAUCAGUUUGUGAAGAACGUUAUGCAGAAUGAAAUGGCAAGUGAUAAUGGUGCUGGAGAUAAACUGAUACCAGGAACUAGCAAUGACCACCAGCUUCCAAGAGACGUCUAUGGUAAUCAGCCACUGCAAAGGGGGAAACACCCAGCAUCACGUGCACUAGAGAAGGAAAUAAAAAGAGAACUUUCUGCUAUAGAUAAUGAUUCUGGUGGUAACAGACACAAGGACAAGGUUCCUCUGCUUCAGGAUGCUGAAGACAUGUUCUUUGAUGCAAAGAGUUUCCUCCCUUCUUUGACCUUGCCAUGGGGGCAAGAGAUGCAAAGGCACUCAUUGGACCAUUGCCUUGAGGACCUUACCUGGUCUCAGGCAGUUCUUUUGGAUGAGGGGGCGGGAGAAGCAACAGUAGCUGAUGACAUAGGGAAUGAUGAAUCAGAGUUGACAGAGAAUCGCACAAAUGAAUCAGUUGUAAAGUUGGUUCAGGUAUUGAAGUACUCGCAGUCUGAUUGGAACAAAAUGAAACAAGAAUUGGAGCUCAGCUUUCAAGCUCAACUUUUAGCCAAAGAGCGUGAAUGGAGUCUGAAAUUGGCAGACCGAGAUGCUCGUAUUUUAACAGUUGAGGAAGGCAGUAAGAAGCUUAAACAAACAAAUGAUGACAUGAGAGCUGUUGUUGCAGAAUUUGAAAGGACUAUUGCACAACUACAGUCUGAGAAAGAGAAGACAAAUAAUGCAACACAACAGUCUUUACAAGAUGUUUUGAAGGAACGUGAUCAGGCUCUGGAAGACUUGCAGUCUGUUGAAACGGCAUUUUCUGAUCUGCACCGGCGAUAUGAGAAGACCAAAAGUGUUAUGGAGGGCUUCAAACAGAAUGAGGAAGUUCUGAAGAAGUGUGUGCAGGAACUCCAGACUAAACUUAAAAAGAUGGAACAAAAGAUGCAACAGCUAAAGAUCCAGGCAGAAGAAAAAUUAGAUAGGGCUACAGAAGAGAUUGACAAGGUCCAGAAGAUAAAUGCCUCUGACAUUGCUCGUCUGGAAGCAGCGCUGAAAAAGGCAGAUCUGCAGAUUCAGAGCUUGGAGAACAGUCUUGACCAGAAGAUAAAAGAAAACAAAGAACUUGCAGCAAUUUGUGAUGAACUCAUAGCAAAAGUUCAGUAGGUUGCCACUAAUGCUGGACAAGACUGCAAAUCUACUGGAGUCACUGAACACAAAACAGUUUCAUCUUACUGUUACUUAUUGACAGUCUGGGGAAUGUGAAAAACUUGUUAUUGAUGUAGAAAUUGAGAUGUGCUUAUCAUGGAAUACAAACCAAGACAAAGGGAAUUAAUUUUGUUGACACUUUUUAUACAAACUGGAACAAAAGAAUAAUAGUUAGCAGGACUUUAUCCAUUAUUUUGUGUUUUGAUUUGCAUUAUAAAUGUACUUUCUAUAAAUAGAAGUCUGUAAGAGGAUGUAGUUACACCCAGUACUAGAAGACAAGUGUCCAGCAUUUCUAUUUACUUUAAUGGGAAACAUUAGAAAUUAUACUGUACACACAUUUUAUGCAUGUUUAUUAAAAUGAUGAUGAUUAAACAUAUGUUUUAUUGCAUAAGUGCAAAUUUGAGAACAAAGUAGAUGUGAUGAAGUGUUAGUUAAUUCUUGCUAUUUAUAUCUCUUCCCAUAGAAAGACUCAGACUUUAAGACUAAAUGCAGUUUAACUUGAUUCAAACAUCAAAUCAACUCACAAAUGCUGGCAGAUUAAUUAAAAAAAAAAAACUUAGUAAUUUCAUUAGUUUGUCACAAAAGUAUAUUUUAAAAAUCAAAGGAGGGAUAAAAACACAAAUGGACUGACUGGCAUUCUGACCAGAUGUCAUUGAAAGCCAUGGCCAGUGCAAGAACUUGCACUCACAUGGGGACUGAUGAGAUGUUGUGAGAAAGUACAGCCUUCUUUUUUGAUGUCAGAACUAGUUUGUUACUAAAAUGCAGAUCAAAACUGCUUUGUUUGAAGAUUUAAAUCUAUUGAAUGGGAACAAUGUUAUUCAUUUAGAAUUGGAGCCUUAAUAAUAUCUUGCAGUGAACUAAACAGUCAUUUGAAAAUAAUUUAAAUCUAAAGAGUAGUAAGUUUUAUUUUGCCUUUUUUUUCUUUUUAGCAUAUACCUUUCAAUUGAUAACAUUUUCACAAUAACCUAGUACCAAAAUUCAGGUUUUUUUAAAAUAAAACCAUCGCUGGUUAAAUAAUAAAUUAUCUGUGGUAUUUGUAUAUACUUCUGGUCUUUAAAGGUGCCUGUUCUUUUAUUUAAUUUUGAACUUUUCUUCUUUGUUUCCUCAUUCUUCUUCAUCCCCAUAAUGUCCACAUCCAUUCAGCAUUCAUAUCUCUUUCAUUCUGUCAUUUAUUAAUAAUACAUUACAUGUUUCUAAUGUUUCCAUAGCAAUUAAUGAGUUUUUAAAGUACCUUUUAUAUUUCAUUUAGUAUGAAAUAUUCAGAAUCAUUUAUUGAAGAAAUCCUAUGAGAGAGACCAAGAGUGUUUGUGUGUGCAUGCAAAAAAAGAUUUCAGUGAAACCAGCAGAAUGUUAUGUGAUUUCACUGUUAUUUUCAUCUUGGAAGUUAGCACACUACAUUAUAAUUACAAGAAAUUGAUUAAGCUAACAUUAGUGACGUACAAGUCAAAUAAUUACUAGAAGAAAUGUUGGGAAAAUAAAGUUCUGUAUUGCUGUCUUCA
Pomacea canaliculata is the source of this 2967-nucleotide messenger RNA. Its product is annotated as transforming acidic coiled-coil-containing protein 1-like. The coding region runs from base 299 to 1426 and encodes 375 amino acids. NCBI's taxonomy places the organism in Eukaryota, Metazoa, Mollusca, Gastropoda, Architaenioglossa, Ampullariidae. Gene Ontology annotation, cellular component: cytoplasm. Gene Ontology annotation, biological process: mitotic spindle organization; cerebral cortex development; cell population proliferation. The record is from RefSeq and is a predicted model, not a curated record. The transcript is spliced from 13 exons.